This is a messenger RNA of Papilio polytes (common Mormon), 1492 nucleotides long. RefSeq lists its product as uncharacterized. NCBI's taxonomy places the organism in Eukaryota, Metazoa, Arthropoda, Insecta, Lepidoptera, Papilionidae. Gene Ontology annotation, cellular component: nucleus; transcription regulator complex. The coding region runs from base 82 to 834 and encodes 250 amino acids. Gene Ontology annotation, biological process: regulation of transcription by RNA polymerase II. The transcript is spliced from 2 exons. The record is from RefSeq and is a predicted model, not a curated record.
GCCCCUCCCCGUCCCGCUAACCACUCGCGUCCGACGUUCCGUGGUGCGCGUAUCGUUUGUAUUAUUUACAUUGUAAUAAAUAUGGAAACAUUCAUUGAGCAAGUGAGGAAUCAUCCUUGUUUAUGGGACACUGACAGUGUAUCGUAUAGAGAUUCGGCGCGUAAGGAUUUGGCGUGGAAAGUUGUUGCUCAGAACUGCGGCUUGGUUAACGCAUCUGAAGCGAAAAAUCAAUGGAAAAGGUUAAGAGAUAGUCACAGGGAAGCGAUGCGGAGGCGAAAAACAGCGCUGCAACCUCAAAAUUUCGGUCCAUGGAAAUACGAGAAACUAAUGGAAUUCGUACUGCCACAGAACAGAGAAACAUAUGCUAGUUUCUGCAAUGAAACGUACACAGAAAAUGCCCUAGUAAAUCUAUCAAAUGAAGACAAUGAAUGUAAUAGUGAAAGUUCGACGCUAGAUGUGGAAAGAGAAUACAAACGUCAACUGAAGGAGAAAGAAAGAGAAGAAAUGAGACGUCACAUUUUCGAUGAGAAUAGAAGUAGACGAGAUCCACUAUCUGAUUUAUUUUCUAGUAUGUGCGAGAAGACACGUGAUUUGCCCAAAUAUCUGCAGCUCAGAGUACAAAGGGAAAUAUUUGAUUCCGUCAGUCGCGCUGAAGAGGAAGCUUUGUCUUUUGAAUCGCAAGUAUCUAGUGCUUCCUAUUAUAAUGCUAGUUCUGACAAAUUUGGACAAAUGGAAAUAUGUGAGUUGGCAGAAACGAAAUAUAGACAAACAGAAAGUCCAACGCCGAGCACUUCGGUCAUAGUUCCAGAACAAAAGGGAGAAUUAAAAAGAUAAAAAAUGGUAGAUUAGCUUCACUAAAUGCAAGGAACGUGUCAUCAUAACGUAAAAUUAACUAUUUAAGUGUUGUGUAAAGUAGAAAAAUUGCAUUUAAACAUAUUUAAACUGUUAAUAUACUAAAUCUUUAUCUUAGUAUAGUAAACGUUGUAAUAAAGAUUAUGGUACAGAUGAAUUAGACUAAGGCAAUUGUAUGUUUAGUGUCACAAUGUUUAGACUUUAACUUCAUAACUAUUAUUGUACAAGUGCAGUAUUAAAUCUUUGUUUUCUAGAGAAUCCUAAUUAUAAUCUUAGUAAAAUAAAUGAAUAAUUUAUAUGUAUAUUUUAGAACAAAAUAUUGAAGCUAAAUGAAUUAAGGAACGUAAUAUAGCACUAUAACUUACUGGUUUCCCCUGUGGACGCCGUAACUUUCUCAGAGUGACCCUCGAACUUAACCAGUAAAUACCGAAGCCGCUCAAACUAUCAAAAACUUAAGCACAAUUCCCACUUGUGGCUGACCCCUGUUAAAACUGGAAUAGCCAAAACCGUAGCCUCAACUGUAUACAUUAUCCAUUAAUUAAAUGAAACUUAGAUGUUUUGCCCAACGUGAAUAGAGUGCGUACGACAGCUCCUAAUGUGUAUUUAAUUGACGAAGUAAUAAAUUAUUUAAAUUAUACCU